UUCCUCCAUUUUGUUGCCCGCUAUGGCGGCGGUGUCGAGUUUGGGCCCGGGAUGCGGCGCUUUUGACUGAGGGGGUAGGCCAGGCGGAGGCAUUGGGGACAUCCGCGCGGCGCAGAAGAGGACCAGCCUGGACGCCGGGGACGCUGUCAUGUACGGCGCGAGCGGAGGCCGUGCCAAAACGGAGAGGAAAAGCGGCGCGAAGGAGGAGGCCGGACCCGGAGGUGCCGGCGGUGGGGGGAACCGAGUGGAGCUGCUGGUCUUCGGCUAUGCCUGCAAGCUGUUCCGGGAUGAUGAGCGGGCCCUGGCCCAGGAACAGGGACAGCACCUCAUCCCCUGGAUGGGGGACCACAAGAUCCUCAUCGACAGAUACGAUGGGCGCGGUCACCUGCAUGACCUUUCUGAGUACGAUGCUGAGUACUCCACGUGGAACCGUGACUACCAGCUCUCUGAAGAGGAGGCACGAAUAGAUGCCGUGUGUGAUGAGGAGAGGUAUUUAGCCUUGCAUACGGACUUGCUUGAGGCGGAGGCGAGGCAAGAGGAAGAAUACAAGCGGUUGAGUGAGGCACUGGCCGAGGACGGGAGCUACAACGCAGUGGGGUUCACUUACGGCAGCGAUUACUACGACCCAUCGGAACCCACAGAGGAGGAGGAGCCUUCCAAACAGAGAGAAAAAAACGAGGCUGAAAACAUAGAGGAAAACGAGGAGCCUUUCGUCGCCCCCGUGGGGUUGAAUGUGCCGCCUGACGUGGAGCUGCCACCAACAGCCAAAAUGCAUGCUAUCAUCGAGCGCACGGCCAAUUUCGUGUGCAAACAGGGAGCACAAUUUGAGAUAAUGCUGAAAGCCAAGCAGGCCCGGAACUCUCAGUUUGACUUUCUACGCUUCGAUCACUACCUCAACCCCUACUACAAAUUCAUCCAGAAAGCCAUGAAAGAGGGGCGCUACACAGUGCUGGCAGAAAACAGAAACGAGGAGAAAAAGAAGUCGGGGGUCAGCUCUGACAACGACGAUGACGAUGACGAGGAAGACGGGAGUUACUUGCACCCGUCCCUCUUUGCUUCCAAGAAGUGUAACCGCCUGGAGGAACUGAUGAAGCCCUUGAAGGUGGUGGACCCGGAUCACCCCCUUGCCGCGCUGGUCCGUAAAGCCCAGGCCGACGGUCCCGCCCCCGCGCCCCCCACGGCAGACGGCGCCACGCAGCCCUCCCAGGUGGAGUACACCGCUGACUCGACAGUGGCCGCCAUGUAUUACAGCUACUACGUGCUGCCGGAUGGCACCUACUGCCUGGCUCCUCCCCCGCCCGGGGUCGACGUGGCCACCUACUACGGCGCCCUGCCCGCCGGCGUGGCCGUGCCCAGCUCCGCCGGAGUGACGGCCGCGGCCCCGCCGCCCCCCGGGACCACGCCCCCGCCCCCCCCAAGCACAGCAGAGUCGAGCAGCGGGGUGACCUCCACCAUCACCACAAGUGCACUUGCUCCCGUGGCGGCCAUCAUCCCCCCGCCCCCCGACAUUCAGCCUGUGAUCGACAAGCUGGCGGAGUACGUGGCUCGGAACGGCCUUAAGUUCGAGACCAGCGUUCGUGCUAAGAAUGACCAAAGGUUUGAGUUCCUGCAGCCCUGGCACCAGUAUAACGCCUAUUACGAGUUCAAGAAGCAGUUCUUCCUCCAGAAGGAAGGGGGCGACAGUGCACAGGCUGUGUCAGCACCAGAAGAGGCCCCGGCAGAAUCUGCCCCUGAAAAGCCAAGUGACGCCGGGGAGGACGGUGUGUGCGAAGAGUCGGCCGACGCAGGAGGAAGAGGAGGCCCCGGGGGGAAGAAGGAGGCGUCGUCCAGUAAGACGGUCACAGACGGGAAGCUGGUGAAAGCUUCAUUUGCUCCAAUAAGCUUUGCGAUCAAGGCCAAAGAAAAUGACCUCCUUCCCCUGGAAAAAAACCGUGUUAAGCUAGAUGAUGACAGUGAUGACGAUGAAGAAGGCAAAGAAGGCCAAGAGAGUUGUAGCGGCACCGCAAACACGACCCCGGCAGUCGCCCCGCCCUGUGCGGUUGUUGAGGAGAAGCGGCCCCAGCUAACCCAGGAGGAGCUAGAGGCGAAGCAAGCAAAGCAAAAGCUGGAGGACCGACUGGCGGCCGCUGCCAGGGAGAAGCUGGCCCAGGCGUCCAAGGAAUCGAAGGAGAAGCAGCUUCAAGCAGAACGUAAAAGGAAAGCAGCUUUGUUUUUACAAACCUUAAAAAAUCCCCUGCCAGAAACAGAAGUCGGAAAAGUCGAGGAGAAUCCUUUCGGCGUAGAGGAAACCAGUACUGGGCCCUGUUCUCUACUGACUGGAGGCAGACCUCUGCCAACUUCAGACAUCAAACCCCCCGAAGGGGCCUCCAGCAAAAGUAAAGACCCCCCGAGAGAAGAAGAGAAAGAGAAGAAAAAGAAAAAGCACAAAAAGCGGUCUCGAACAAGAUCACGCUCCCCCAAGUACCACUCAUCAUCCAAAUCCAGGCCUCGGUCCCACUCAAAAGCCAAGCACUGUCUCCCCAGUGCCUACCGGACGGCGCGGCGCUCCAGGUCCCGGUCCCGGUCCCCUCGGAGAAGAGCGCACUCUCCUGAGAGACGGAGGGAAGAGAGGAGCGUCCCCACCGCCUACCGGAUGAGUAACAGUCCGGGCGUCAGCCGGAAGCGGACCCGGUCCAGGAGCCCCCACGAGAAGAAGAAGAAGAGGCACUCACGGUCACGGACCGAGUCCAAGGCCGGGUCCCAGUCGGCGUCCCCGAGCAAGCAGUCCGCACGCCGGCACACGGCCCACUCGGCCAGCAUCUCUCCCGUGGAGAGUCGGGGCUCCAGCCUGGAGCGCUCCAGGGGCGUUUCUCAGGAAAAAGACGGCCAGAUCUCCUCAGCGAUUGUUUCCUCCGUGCAGAGCAAAAUAACUCAGGACCUCAUGGCCAAAGUGAGGGCGAUGCUGGCGGCUUCGAAGAACAUGCGGACCAGCGCCUCCUGAGGCCCGGGCUGCGGAGAGCCAGCGAGCGCACAGACCCGUCCGCCCGCCGUCCGUGCUCCCCCGGGACGCCCCGGGCCGUCGGCGGUUUUUGUACAUUAAUUUUUGAUGACAUUUUCAGUUUAAGAUUUUUGACCAGCAGUCUCUUACCUGUAUAUUUGUAAAUAAUAUCAUGUUUCUGUGAAAAUGUAUUAUCAAAUAAAAUGGGAGGAAAACACCUUUUCUAGCUA
Neofelis nebulosa (Clouded leopard) is the source of this 3207-nucleotide messenger RNA. RefSeq names its product splicing factor SWAP (gene SFSWAP). Gene Ontology annotation, biological process: mRNA 5'-splice site recognition; RNA processing. The transcript is spliced from 18 exons. Bases 149 to 2980 code for a protein of 943 amino acids. The record is from RefSeq and is a predicted model, not a curated record. Lineage: Eukaryota; Metazoa; Chordata; Mammalia; Carnivora; Felidae. Gene Ontology annotation, molecular function: RNA binding.